CAGCCACAACAGCUUACGGUCUCAGCAGCCUUCCUCACUCCUCCUGGUUUGCCUGUUUGGAGGAGACGCUAUGGAGCACCCCGUGAAAGAGGGGAUUCUCUACGUGCAGCAUCCCAAAUUUGGAAAGAAGACUUGGCGGAAAGUGUGGGCCCAGCUCUUUCCUGACAGCCCAUCUGGUGUUGCACGGCUUGAGUACUUUGAAGGUGUCGCAAUGGAGAAGGCCUCCCUGCGGAAGGGGGAGCGCAAGGUGAUCCGCCUCUCAAGCUGCGUCUCUGUGAAACGGGUGGGGGAACACAGCUCCCCCAAGGACACAGCCCCCUUCUGCUUGUGCCUGAUGGAGCGCAACUGCCUGCUGGCAGCAGAUCACCCAGAUGACUGGAUAGAAUAUAUCUGCCAACUGGCUUUUCAGAGGACACCUGCCCCAGCCAGCACAACCACAAACACUCGCAACCCGCAGCCCCUCAUGGAGGAGAAUGCCAUCUACUCGUCUUGGCAGGAAAUGUGUGAGUUCCCGGUGUCAAUAUUCCCCACAGAGGCAUCUGCCAGAUGCAACCUGAAAGGGAACUACUUAAUGGCACCUUUGCUUGAGCAGCUGGUGCUGAAGGACACACAGUCUGGGCACGUUCUCUAUAGCUGGCCUUAUGCCUUCCUCCGAAGAUUUGGCCAGGAAAAGACUGUGUUCUCUUUUGAGGCGGGACGUCGCUGUGAUUCGGGAGAAGGCCUCUUUACUUUUAGCACGGCACGGGCCACAGAGAUCUGUAAAGCUGUCUCGGCUGCCAUAGAACACCAAAAAAACAUUCUUCUGGAAAGAGACAAGAAAACUGGGAUUUACUUAGCUGAAGACUGCAUCCAAAAAGCAGGGCCCUGGCAGUGGCCCACCAGCAUGGGGAGCCAGGAGGAAAUGCAGCCGUUGUAUGCCAGGCCCCCAAAAGAAGCUGUGGGGACAGGCUUCCCAUUGCUGCAUGCAAGUGACAGCGGCUUGACUUCCCCAGAGACAGGAGCUCCUGAAACCCCCAUCAUCUAUGCUUCCAUCGGCAAGAGCUUCCCACUGUUCCAGCCCUCUGGCAAGGUGGAGACAGUGCCCAAGGAGCAGGGUGAGCCACUUUCUGACCACCUGUAUGAGAACCUGCGAGCUCUGGAGCAGCGCCCCCUUUGCCUGGGGUCUCUUGGCUUCAGUUACAGAGACUCCCCUGAAGGCAGCAGUAGUGAGCCUUCGCCCAUCUAUGAUAACAGUCUGGUAGCCACAAAAUGCUCAAGCAGUCACUCGAACCUCAACCACAGUGCAGGGCCUGACUCCUACCUGGAGAGCCAAUGCCCUCCUCGCCCGCUGGAUUGCCAGGAGGCGGCAUGUGGUGGUGAGGGGAACGCCAAGCCCAAGGUAAGGGGGGCUGGUGCUUUCAAGCACAAGCUGGUCUCCAUGCUGAGCCGGGAAGGAGGUGUUAAGGCAACCAGCAAGAACGCAGGUUCCAUGGACAAGUCAUAAUGGGAGUUCUCCAGCAGCCCCAAGUCAUGGAGUGCUUUCCCUCCAUGUUCCUUCCUCUUUGCCUUCAGCCUAUCCUCCUCCUCCUCUGUGUACUCAGCCAUCUUGACAGGGAGGCUCUCUGUGGCUUGAAAAUGCAGCCUGUCAGAUAAGAUGAAUCUGAUUGCUCUGGGGCAAUGCCAACUAGAUGCCAUCUUGACCCACUCUACUCCAUACAAUCAGUCCUGGGUAAUUAAAAGGUGGGAGCAGGGAAUUGUUCUCUUAAUCAUAUCAGUGGAUAUCGAGGAACCUGGAAAACCUGAUGCUUAUAUUUUGGGAUUUCUUUUUCCUUUGUGUCUCAAUAAACACAAAGUUUCUUGGA
Messenger RNA from Varanus komodoensis (Komodo dragon), 1841 nucleotides. RefSeq names its product docking protein 3 (gene DOK3). The transcript is spliced from 5 exons. Bases 71 to 1483 code for a protein of 470 amino acids. Gene Ontology annotation, biological process: positive regulation of MAPK cascade; cell surface receptor protein tyrosine kinase signaling pathway. The record is from RefSeq and is a predicted model, not a curated record. Lineage: Eukaryota; Metazoa; Chordata; Lepidosauria; Squamata; Varanidae. Gene Ontology annotation, cellular component: cytoplasm.